Messenger RNA from Colletotrichum karsti, 2388 nucleotides. Its product is annotated as phosphatidylinositol 3. The record is from RefSeq and is a predicted model, not a curated record. Bases 1 to 2388 code for a protein of 795 amino acids. Gene Ontology annotation, cellular component: endosome; trans-Golgi network; fungal-type vacuole membrane. Gene Ontology annotation, biological process: phosphatidylinositol phosphate biosynthetic process; endosome organization; Golgi organization. The transcript is spliced from 3 exons. NCBI's taxonomy places the organism in Eukaryota, Fungi, Ascomycota, Sordariomycetes, Glomerellales, Glomerellaceae. Gene Ontology annotation, molecular function: 1-phosphatidylinositol 4-kinase activity.
AUGCCUCGCUCCUCGAGACCACCCACGACGGGCUACGAGCGCCUAGCUCAAGCCGACGCCCUCUCCUCCGACUCCGAAGACGACGAUCCUCUGACCCAGUCCUAUGCGUCGCUCCAGCCACCGUCGGCCCCUUGCUUCGCCCCCAUCUCCCAACCGCGCCCCCGCUCCGGCAUGACGACCCCGAAACCUGUUACCAUAUCUUCUUCCGGCCCCUCGAGACCGAGAAACCGCCGUCGCGUCGGCAGCAACUCCGGUAUCGACGUCAAGGCUAUCAACGCCCGUCUCGAGCGUUGGGCCGAUGAGAUCGCCAGCCGAUUCAAGCGCGCCAAGGGCCGCGGCAAGGUUGGCGAGGAAGAACGUCUGGAGAUCCACCACUCCGUCUUUCAGGCUCCCGAGGGCGUCCGGCCCAUUACUCCGGAGAGCCUGGCCGCGCCUCAAGAUGUCAUGACAAAGUCUCAGUUUGAGGAGAUAAUCGGCAACGUUAGGCAGGCAAUUUUGCAAGGGACGCAUCCGCGCAUGAUCUCCCAGGGAAGCUCUGGCAGCUACUUUGCUCGGAAUACCGAAGGGAAGGUUGUGGGUGUCUUCAAGCCCAAGGACGAGGAACCGUACGCAGCUGGUAACCCCAAAUGGAACAAGUGGAUUCACCGGAACUUGUUCCCGUGCUGUUUCGGAAGAGCCUGCCUCAUUCCCAACCUCUCAUACGUUAGCGAGGCUGCUGCGUACACUCUCGAUUGUCAACUACGCACACACAUGGUACCGUACACGGACGUAGUAUGGCUCUCGUCCAAAUCGUUCCACUACCCCUUCUGGGACCGUCACAACUACUAUCGCAAACAAAAACCUCUCCCAGAAAAGCCAGGAAGUUUCCAGGUCUUCCUCAAGGGCUUUAAAGAUGCCAACGUGUUCCUGAGAGAACACCCGUGGCCAGACCAGUACUGGUCCGGGUUCAGGGCUAACGACCCGCACCGCAAACGGAGGAGGAGAUGGGCGGAUAACUGCCGCCCCAGCAGCGGUGCAGCGCUAGACGACAUCGAGAGCGACGACGAAGAAAGCAGACAGGAAGAAUUGCCCCUAGGGCCCGACAACUUCGUAUGGACCGAGUCGCUCAAGCAGUCUUUUCGCGAAGAACUGGAGAAGCUGGUCAUUCUUGACUACAUCAUGCGAAACACAGAUCGCGGUCUUGACAACUGGAUGAUCAAGGUGGACUGGAGCACACAGGAAGUCUCAAUCGCGUCAGAACCGCUCCAGAUGCACAUGGAGACGGGCCCAUCUGAGGAAGACGGCCCGCGGCCGGUAGAUUUGAGCCAGCGACCAUCGCCAAACCGGUCUUCAUACCCCUACAAGACGCAGCAGCCAAUGCAGGCAUCGAGCCCCUUGCCCAGAACGCAAGACCCUAAGAUUACGAUCGGUGCCAUUGACAACUCACUCUCCUGGCCCUGGAAACAUCCAGACGCAUGGCGAAGUUUCCCCUUUGGAUGGCUCUUCCUACCUGUCGACCUCAUUGGCCGGCCGUUCUCGCAAAAGACGCGAGAUCAUUUCCUCCCUCUGCUGACAUCGACACACUGGUGGAGUCAGACGCAGCUGGCGCUGCGGAAGGUGUUCCAAUUGGAUCCCGAUUUCCAAGAAAAGAUGUUCGCUCGGCAGAUCGCCGUAAUGAAGGGACAGGCAUGGAACGUCGUCGAGACGCUCAAGACGCCGGAUCAUGGCCCGCUGGAGCUCACUCGCCGCGCCAAGGUUUGCGUUUGGGACGACCUCGUCGACGUGCCUGUCGCCGUGCCCAUGCGCGUCACGUCCGCCGAGAUGAUGCGCCACGAAGCAGAGCUCCGCCGGUCCAUUGACGAGGGCGACAUUGGCGAGGCCAACCCAUCCAACGCGCCCCCGCACCGCGUCGACGAGGACCUGCUCGGUUUGGCGAGUCCCCCGGCCGACAUGCCUCAUCCGGGCAGGUUCGAGCUCGCGAUGAGUCCGACGGGCGAGGGCGCCCAGUCACCAGACGAGACGUCGAUGAAUGGCUCUGGGAUCUUGGCGUCGUCGGCGCCUCUGGGUAAGGAACAAACGGUGCAGAGACCGAAGUUCUCGGGUCCCGCACACCGUGAAAGUUAUCACGGAUCUCGAGCUCUGAACAUGUACUCGCCCGCCCGUCAGCAGCAGUCACAACAGCGACGCUACUCGUUCGCAACAGCCACGGGACGACGCAACGGCAGCAGCAUCGCCCAGCAGCUGUACGGAGGCCGUCCGAGCCAGGAAAAUGACGACGAAGACGGCGACCUCGAGGAGGGCGACCUGGGCUAUGCGGCGGCGGAGGGAAUGGAGGGGAACCAACGCAAGGUUAUUGUGGAGAGGCUGGAGCCGGUCAAAGCCAGGAACCCGGUUUUCACCUGUUGGUGA